CUUCUUCAUCUUCAUCUUCAUCUUAUUCAUUGUUUGUGAGUUUUUGCAGAAGAAAAUAGGAGUUAUUAGGGUUUGUUUCUGCAGAUUUUGGUGUUCUUCAGCAAAAUAGGUAUGUUGUACUCCUAAACCCUCUUUCAAUUUGGAUUGAAUCUUGUUUUUUUAGCUUGAUUUCCUCUGGGUUUUUGCCAUAAAUGAAAUCUUGAUCUUGGGUUUUGUGUUCUUGUUUCAAUUUUAACUGAAACUUAUGAUUUCCCCCAAUUUAAUGAUAUCAAAUGCCAUUGUUUCUAAAGAGAAUAAUGAUUUCCAUUUGUUUGAUACUUAAAGACUGAUUACCCAAUUCAUCUGAGGCUUUCUUGUAACUAGUUUUAUGGAUUUCUGGAAAAUUUGUUUCCCUAAAAAGGGUAACUUGAAUAAAAAAGUAAUAGUAGGUAUAUGCCAUUUUUGUACAGCAGAAAUCACUGAUCUUUCCCUUGGGUGUUUGCUGUUUUCUUGCAUUUAUGCUGCAAUUCAACUAAAUAUGAUCCAAUAUUUCAAUAUCUUCAACACUCCAAUUGAUUCAGUUUUGGUUUCAUUUGAUGCCUUGAAAACAUGAUGUUGGGAUUCAAUCAUAUUCGUAUAUCUGUUCGCAGUUACGUUUAUAUCGUGUGAAUUUAAGGAAAGAAUCGAUUGGUGGCAUAGUUCUGUGGGGAGGAAAUUGGACAUGAGUAUGCUGGUGGGGACAUGCUCCAUCCAAGGGGAACGGAUUUAGCCGGUUUGGUUCUGGUGUUCGUUGUGCUACCGCUUGUUGCUUAUAUCUUGUUAGGAAAAUGGAGUGAGGUUUCGAAGAAGAAAGACAGGGUACGGGUUCUUGCUGAGAUUGCUGCGGAAGAAUCUUUUCGUGCUGAGGCUAUGGCUGCUGUUGCUACUGUUGUCCCUCUUGCAUCUCUGCCAAAAUCGAACAGUGGAUUUCAUGAAUGUGCAAGAUGCUUUAGUCUAGCCACCACUCGAUGUUCACGCUGCAAAACUGUACGAUACUGUUCUGGGAAGUGUCAGAUAAUUCAUUGGAGGCAAGUUCACAAACUAGAAUGCCAACCGUUGGAGCACAACAGCAAUUGCCCGUCUCCUAAGUCUGCGUCAAAUGAAGAAUUUGUAUCCGUCCAUGAACAAGUAUCGUUGAGUAAGAACUUGGAUUCGGGGUGCUUACAGUCCAAUAUCGAGCAAAAUGGGCAUGAAAAUGCUGCUUUUGAUGAUUCACCCAAUUCAUCUUCUGGGGUCGUUUUGGAAAGAAGAACCUCAGAUAAACACAAUCGUCGCAAAUUUAACCGGGAAAUUUCGAGAAGAGAAGAGAUUUCUGCAUUGGAUUCAUCGGCAGAUACCUGUUCUACGUCAUAUGAUAAUAAGGAAACUUUCAUCAGACAUAAGCCCAAGCGGGGUCAUUUUGUGCUCGUGAAAGAAGUGAUUCCGGAGAAAAAUAACACUGAUAAUGCGACACACGAGGGUCUAACAGCAAACAGUCCACAUGACUUGGUAACAUCGACUCAAAAUGGUACAAAAUCAUUAGAAAUGGAAACGGAGUUGAUGGAUGGAUGGAGCAAUUCAAGUCACGAAACUUGCGAGAAAGGCCCGCCAAAGAAAAGUAAUUUGGUGAAAUCAAGAUCGCAUUCUUCUGGAAGCAAAGUGCAUAAAUUCGCAAAAUCAACCGAAGUGUCAAAAGAUCAAACAUGCUUAGGAACAGAAAAUAUGGGAGAAAUUGAUGACAAGCUGGAUAUUCUGCGAAUGAGGCAUGCCAAAGGAAACGGCAUCAUUAGCAAGGGAUUUAUGAAGAUGAUUGGUCUAAAGAAGUCAUCGAAGCAUGACCAAGUGGAAACUUCAGAAGUUAAUGGUGACACGCAUAAGAAAACCAAAAUGCUAUUUCCAUAUGAAGAAUUUUUGAAGUACUUCAAGUACGAAGCUUUUGACUUCUCACCAAGGGGCCUUGUAAAUUGUGGAAACAGCUGCUAUGCAAAUGCUGUGGUGCAGUGCUUGAUGUCUACAAAGCCUCUGACUAUCUAUUUGCUCCAUAGAUCACAUUCAAGAACAUGUUGUGCAAAAUCUUGGUGCCUGAUGUGUGAACUUGAGCAUCAUGUAAUGAUGUUACGCGAAAGUGGAGAGCCGUUGUCUCUGAGCGGCAUUCUUUUGCAUAUGCGGAGUGUUAAUUACCAAAUUGGAGGAGGUAGCCAGGAAGAUGCUCAUGAAUUUUUAAGGGUUUUGAUCACCUCGAUGCAAUCUAUAUGUUUGGAGAGUUUGGGUGGGGAAGACGUUGUUGCUCCUAAAUUGCAAGAGACAACCUUUAUUCAACAUACUUUUGGAGGUCAACUCCGGUCAAAGGUCAAAUGUCUGAGAUGUCAUCACGAAUCGGAUAGAUACGAAAACAUUAUGGACCUUAACCUCGAGAUAUAUGGCUGGGUCGAGUCGCUAGAAGACGCACUUACCCAAUUCACAAGCGUGGAAGAUUUGGAUGGAGAAAACAUGUAUAGAUGUGGAAGGUGUGCUGCUUAUGUUCGAGCACGGAAGCAAUUGGCAAUACACGAGGCUCCGAAUAUAUUGACAAUUGUAUUGAAGAGAUUCCAGGAAGGGAAUUAUGGGAAGCUAAAUAAGUGUAUCACGUAUCCUGACAUGUUGGACAUGAUCCCAUAUAUGACGGGAAAAGAUGACAUUCCUCCGUUAUACUUGCUUUAUGGUGUCGUCGUGCACUUAGACACGAUGAAUGCAUCUUUUUCUGGUCAUUAUAUAUCGUACGUGAAAGAUCUUCAAGGAAAUUGGUCCAGGAUAGAUGAUGCCCAGGUUUACCAAGUCCCCUUGAGCCAGGUGAUGUCAGAAGGUGCAUACAUACUGUUUUACAUGAGAUCAUCCCCUCGACCGCCAAGAAGUUCCACCGGAAAACCCUCUAACCACCAAGCCUCCACCUUCACAAAGUCGAAACCACCAAAAUCAACCUUGGAUCGCCGCCAAGAACCAACCAGUUUCUACGGAAACAGGCACAACUACACAAAACCACCAAACCUUGAUUUCUCGGAUGCCACAUCAAGCGAUUGGUCGAUAUUAUCAAACUCAGAUGACGCAUCUUUCACCACCGAGAGCACCCGUGACUCAUUUAGCACCAUUGAUUACACUGACAAUAACACCGAUCCAGUUUCUUCGAUCUUUAACACAACCCUUUACACUCCUCAUGAUUACCUUUCUCGUAAUACAAUCUCGUGUAGCAGGUUUUCGACAAGUACGGCCCACAUGAGAUUCAUGAAGGACGAACAAACGUCGGUCUUGAAAUCGUAUAGAUUACAUAACACAGAAAAGGCUUAUUGUUAUCCAAAUGAAGCUUUUGGUUCCAAUAGCAGGAGUUUAUACAUAGAUGGUAUGUAAGUAGAAGUGGUUUAAAUUUGUUUGAAAGAUUUUGGAAUAUAGGGGUAGGAAUUGGUGCCUCAAAAUUUUCCAAUUGUAUUGUAAAUGAGGCCCCUUGAAUUUAUAUAGGUAUUGUCUUUUGAUUAACAUUCUCGACCAUCAAAAUGGAUUGCUGGUAAGUUGUUUUUAUCUG
Molecule: messenger RNA, 3550 nt
Organism: Cynara cardunculus var. scolymus (artichoke)
Lineage: Eukaryota; Viridiplantae; Streptophyta; Magnoliopsida; Asterales; Asteraceae
Product: ubiquitin carboxyl-terminal hydrolase 15-like
Exons: 13
Coding region: 721-3378 (885 amino acids)
Biological process (GO): protein deubiquitination
Cellular component (GO): cytosol; nucleus
Molecular function (GO): cysteine-type endopeptidase activity; cysteine-type deubiquitinase activity
Source: RefSeq, a predicted model, not a curated record